AUGAGAGUUGUUGAAGUUGAUCCCCUCGGAAAUGCCCAUAUUUCCUUGCUGAGUGAUUCUGUUUGGCCUCCUCCUCCUCCUCCUCCUCCUCCUCCUCCUCAUCCUCCUUCUUCUUCUUCUUCUUCUUCUUCUUCUUGUUCCUAUUCUCAUCGUUCUCUUCUCUUCCUGUUCUUCCCUCUUCUCAUUGUCUUCCUCAUCUUCAUCUACAACUUCCUUCUCUCCUCCCUACCCCUGUCCCCACUCCUCCUGAUCCUCUUCUUAUUCAUCUUCCUUCCUCUCCUCCCGCCACUGCUCCCUUUACUUUUCCUCUUGUCCCUUCCCUUAAUCUCCUUGCCCGUCCUCCGCAUCACUCUCCAUCACUCCUUCCCCCCAGAUUUCGUGCUGCGUUCAAUCCUGCCUUUGUUGCCACCAGCUGACCCAAAUUGUGCUCUCCAGACCUCUUCAUUUGAUUAUUGCACAGACGAAAAAGCCCUGCUUAAUUAG
Molecule: messenger RNA, 483 nt
Organism: Spirometra erinaceieuropaei
Lineage: Eukaryota; Metazoa; Platyhelminthes; Cestoda; Diphyllobothriidea; Diphyllobothriidae
Source: the annotation of a GenBank genome assembly